Cyclospora cayetanensis is the source of this 1413-nucleotide messenger RNA. RefSeq names its product suppressor protein of bem1/bed5 double mutants. The record is from RefSeq and is a predicted model, not a curated record. The transcript has 13 exons. Gene Ontology annotation, molecular function: ATP hydrolysis activity; ATP binding. NCBI's taxonomy places the organism in Eukaryota, Apicomplexa, Conoidasida, Eucoccidiorida, Eimeriidae. Gene Ontology annotation, biological process: endosomal transport; vacuole organization.
AUGGAGUUCGGGCUUUCCGAUAAGCGCCUUCGUACGGCAGUCCAUCUCAGCAAUGAGGCGGCUACAGAAGACGCGGCUGGUCACUAUUUAGCGGCCUUUGAACUCUACAAGCAGGCUCUGGAACAUUGGAGAAUUAUCUGCAAGUUCCAACAAAACCCUACCCUAAGAGACCGCAUAUACCGCAGAAUGGAAGAAUACAUUACGCGUGCAGAGCAGUUAAAGCAACACUUACUGUUGCGUGGGCCGAAACAACAAUUACGUCAGCGGCUGCUACUGAGCGAAACGUCGCCAGCUCCCUCUACCUCUCCACUUAAGCCUGUCAAAAGGGCAGCCCCGCCAACAACAGCUGCAACACCCCUCUCGCGAUCACCCGUUUGUCUUUCCCCACACGGCACUCCGAUGAACGCCGCAGCGGAAGCAGGCAAUAGCACGUCAAGGCCCGAGGCUGACGCUGCAGAGGGAGAAAGAAUCAAGCAAAAGAUCGUUCGGCUCGAGUCCGCGAAAGAGGCACUACAAGAGGCUAUCAUUCUCCCUUCGCGCUUUCCUAGUUUGUUUACUGGUGAGAAUAAACACCUUGAGAUCGACAUGGCAAGGUAGACCUGCUUUUGUAAUACGCAGCCCCCAGGAACAGGAAAGACUUUUCUAGCGAAGGCCCUUGCGGCCGAAGCGGACGCGACUAUCCUCUCAGUCUCGGCGGCUGACUUGGUGAGCAAGUGGCAAGGGGAAAGCGAAAAACUCGUUCGAUCUCUCUUUGAAGUGGCAAGGGACAGACGCCCCUCAAUAAUUUUUAUCGACGAAAUUGACUCCAUGUGUGGAUCGCGAUCAGAAAGCGAUAGCGAAUCGUCUCGCCGAAUGAAAACAGAAUUCUUGAUUCAAAUGCAAGGCAUCAACUUUGACCUCAGCCAGGUUCUCGUUCUCGGUGCUACCAAUACGCCGUGGGCCCUUGAUGCGGCAAUCCGUCGGCGCUUCGAAAGGCGCAUAUUUAUUCCUCUUCCGAAAAUGCAAGCGAGAGAGCAGUUGUUAAGAUGUGGCCUCCGUGGCACUCCGCACCAUCUUACUGACGAGCACUUCAAGCACCUCGCGAGACAAUUGGAAGGGUUUAGCGGCUCAGACAUUUCUGUUCUUGUACGGGACGCGCUAUUUGAGCCUAUCAGGCGGUGCCGGUCGGCUUCUGCCUUUAAGCAAGUGCAGCUUAACGGCCGCACGUUCUACACGCCUUGCCAACCAGAUGACCCAGACCCCACGACACGGCAAAUGCUCUUGAUGUCUGUUCCCGGAGAUAGAUUGCUUCCUCCCGAGGUUACUGUGGAAGACUUCCGUAACGCCUUGUUCCAUGCACGGCCUUCUGUCAGCCCAGAGGACUUACGCAUGCAUGUCAACUGGACGGAGCAGUUCGGCCUUGAGGGUAGCUGA